Perognathus longimembris pacificus (Pacific pocket mouse) is the source of this 2009-nucleotide messenger RNA. It is a transcript of the gene Pld3, whose product is annotated as phospholipase D family member 3. The record is from RefSeq and is a predicted model, not a curated record. The coding region runs from base 198 to 1670 and encodes 490 amino acids. Lineage: Eukaryota; Metazoa; Chordata; Mammalia; Rodentia; Heteromyidae. The transcript has 12 exons. Gene Ontology annotation, molecular function: catalytic activity.
GCAGGCCUAGGCCACGCCCCCUGGCCGUCGGAGUUGGAGUGCGCACGCGCACAGGUGGGCUGGGGAGGUGGGGCUCCAGCCUGGAAGGUUGCGUGCGUACUGGCUGGGUCCUGAGGGGCCGACGUGAAGUACAGCUUGGAGACCCUGACAUACCUGUUUGGGCUCUGCAGACCCUGCACCCACAGCUAUCAGGCAACAUGAAGCCUAAACUAAUGUAUCAGGAGCUGAAGGUGCCUGCUGAAGAGUCUGCAAUUGAGCUGCACCUGAAUGAGAUCGAGGCCUGGAAGGCAGCAGAGAAGAAAGCCCGCUGGGUCCUGCUGGUCCUUAUCUUGGCCGUGGUGGGCUUCGGUGCCCUGAUGACUCAGCUGUUCCUUUGGGAAUAUGGGGACAUGCAUCUCUUUGGGCCCAACCAGCGCCCAGCCCCCUGCUAUGACCCCUGCGAAGCAGUGCUGGUGGAGAGCAUUCCGGAGGGCCUGGACUUCCCCAAUACCACCACCAGCAACCCCUCCACUAGCCAGGCCUGGCUGGGUCUGCUCGCCGGGGCUCACAGCAGCCUGGACAUCGCCUCUUUCUACUGGACCCUCACCAACAAUGACACCCACACUCAGGAGCCUUCUGCUCAGCAGGGCGAGGAGGUCUUCCGGCAGCUCCAGGCCCUGGCACCUCGGGGUGUGAAGGUCCGUAUCGCGGUGAGCAAGCCCAAUGGGCCUCAGUCACCAGCGGACCUGCAAGCCCUGCUACAGAGCGGUGCCCAGGUACGCAUGGUGGACAUGCAGAAGCUGACCCAUGGUGUCCUGCAUACCAAGUUCUGGGUGGUGGACCAGACCCAUUUCUACCUGGGCAGUGCCAACAUGGACUGGCGCUCCCUGACCCAGGUCAAGGAGCUGGGUGUGGUCAUGUACAACUGCAGCUGCCUGGCUCAAGACCUGACCAAAAUCUUUGAGGCCUACUGGUUCCUGGGCCAGGCCGGCAGCUCCAUUCCGUCCACCUGGCCCCAGUCCUAUGACACCCACUACAAUCAAGAAACACCCAUGGAGAUCUGCCUCAAUGGCACCCCUGCUCUGGCCUAUCUGGCGAGUGCACCCCCACCUCUGUGUCCAAGUAGCCGCACCCCAGACCUGAAGGCCCUGCUCAACGUGGUGGACAGUGCCCGGAGCUUCAUCUACAUCGCGGUCAUGAACUAUCUGCCCACUAUGGAGUUCUCUCACCCUCGCAGGUUCUGGCCCACCAUCGAUGACGGGCUGCGCCGGGCAGCCUACGAGCGGGGUGUCAAGGUGCGCCUGCUCAUCAGCUGCUGGGGACACUCUGAGCCGUCCAUGCGGUCCUUCCUGCUCUCCCUGGCUGCCCUGAGGGACAACCACACCCACUCUGACAUCCAAGUGAAACUCUUCGUGGUCCCUGCGGAUGAGGCCCAGGCCCGCAUCCCUUAUGCCCGUGUGAAUCACAACAAAUACAUGGUGACCGAACGUGCGGCCUACAUCGGAACCUCCAACUGGUCGGGCAGCUACUUCACAGACACUGCAGGAACCUCCCUGCUUGUGACCCAGAAUGGGCACGGUGGCCUGAGAAGCCAGCUGGAGGCCAUCUUCCUGAGGGACUGGGACUCUCCCUACAGCCACGACCUGGAUGCCUCGGCUGACAGCGUGGGCAACGCCUGUCGCCUGCUCUGAGGCCCAGUCCAGUGGACAGGCCAAGGCCUUUGAGCCCCCCACCAACCCCCCCUCGCCACCCCAUGAUCCCGGAAAACCCAGACUCUGGUUCCCAUCCCCAUCCUCGUGUCCCUGCUUUCUAUCGACUCCCCUAUUGUGGCUCCACAGGCUCUCCCCUGUGCUCCUGCCUCUACCUCUGUCCCUCACCAGCCUGAUACUGUGGCCCCUGGGGCCUAGCAGGGCUGAGGGAGGGAACCCCCAAAGAAGUGGGGGGUGCAUGCUGGGCCCAGACCCCUAGGCUAUCCCUCCUUUCUAGGGCAAAGAGGGCCCAAGAUUAUAAUAAGUAAAUAAUUGUCUGUA